GAAAUAAAAACACAAGGAGGUUCAAGGGUCGUAAGAAACACAUCCAGUUACAAUAAACUUUAAAGGGACGUGUUUUGUCAUUUUCCUCUGUAGCAAAUCAAGGAAAGCAACAUAGCUGAGCCCCGGGUAUUCGCCUUUGGGAAAAGGGUCAGGCGGACUUGUAUCUGUCAGUGUCGCGUCUGUGUCUAAGAUAAUGCCCAGAGAUAUAGAAAUGUCUCUGUGGUAAUGCCGGCCCACCGUUAUCAGAGCUGACAGGAAUGAUACGGGUGUUGUCGUCGGAUUUGGCUGUAAUUGGUCAGAGUUUAAUCAAAAGCCUUGAUCAGAAGGUGAGUGCGCCUUGCAGAGGAAACCUAGCGGCUCUGACAGACAGCGGGCUUGGAAAUCUGCUUGCCUUGCAGGUGAUCAUGUCGCGACGACUUCAUGCACGCAGAGUCGAGGGAGUCGAUAAAAACAUUUGGGUUGAAUUCACACAGUUGGCUGCGGACUACAAAGUAGUGAACCUUGGGCAGGGAUUUCCUGACUUCUCCCCACCCAAGUACAUUCAGGAUGCUUUCUGUAAAGCAGUGAGCAGCGGAUGCCCGAUGUACCAGUACACGCGUGGGUUUGGCCACCCCCCUCUAGUGAAAAUCCUGGCUAAGUUCUUCAGUAGGAUUGUGGGACGUGAGAUUGAUCCUUUCGAUGACAUCCUGGUCACCGUUGGAGCUUACCAGGCUCUCUACUGUACAUUUCAGGCACUGGUUGAUGAAGGGGAUGAGGUCAUAAUUGUGGAACCGUUCUUUGACUGUUACCAGCCGAUGGUGAAGAUGGCUGGAGGAAAGGCUGUUUAUGUACCUUUGAGACCACGAGCUGAGGGCGGCAAGACUGUGUCAAGUGGGGACUGGACACUUUCUGCUGAAGAGCUGUCCAGCAAAAUCACACCGCACACAAAAGCCGUAGUUAUCAACACUCCCAACAACCCACUAGGCAAGGUGUACAAGACAGAGGAGCUGCAAAUGAUUGCUGACCUGUGCAUCAAGCAUGACAUGGUGUGCAUCACUGAUGAGGUGUAUGAGUGGCUGACUUAUGAUGGAGCCAAGCAUGUGAAGAUAGCCAGCCUUCCUGGCAUGUGGGAACGGACCAUCACUAUCGGAAGUGCUGGAAAGACCUUUAGCGCCACAGGGUUGAAGGUUGGCUGGGCUAUUGGUUCUGGGCGUGUCAUGAAACACCUGAAAAUCAUCCAUCAGAACUCUGUUUACCACACUGCAACAGCUGCUCAGGAGGCAGUGGCCCAUGGUUUCCAAAAAGAAUAUGAGCACUUUGGGACACCAGAGAGCUACUUCCAGCAGCUGCCCGAGCAGCUGCACCACAAACGCAACAAGCUGGCCUCGUGUCUUGAGAGUGUAGGUUUGCAGCCCAUCAUGCCAGAGGGAGGAUAUUUUAUGAUAGCAGACACUUCUUCCGUCAAGGUUGACUUCAAUGACCCAAGUACUAAGGAUGAACCCCAUGACUUCAGAUUUGUGAAGUGGCUAAUCAAAGAGAAGGGUUUGGCAACAAUUCCAGUCUCAGCGUUUUACAGUCCAGAGCACAGAAAGGACUUUGAAAACUACAUACGCUUUUGUUUUGUCAAGGAGGACUCAACUCUGAGUGCAGCAGAGGACAUCCUGAGAACGUGGAGUAAGAGCAAGUGAAAUAACCAGCACUGGGACGCACACAGUUCUGCAUUAUCCAUCCGUCCAGAUUUAACUGAGCGAUUACAGUUUUUUGGGUUGGCUCAUCAAAUAAACUGAGGCGUAGUCGUCCGUUAUUGUUCUCACUGUACUGUUAGCAACACAGCAACAUAACCUCAACCUGCAGCUCUUCCACAUAUUAACUUCAUAUGGAGACUUCAGGAAAUAAAACUUGUCAGUGAUAUGUUUGACUACUUAUUUGAAAAGUACAUUGUGAGUUAAAAUUUCUCAGGAUUUUUAAUCUGCUUAAAUGAUGUAUUGUACCUUUUAAUUGCACAAAUCUCUGUCAUCCACCAAGUGGCAUCAACUGUAUGGAAAAUAAAGUGGUGAAUGAAUCCACAUUUAUAGCAAUAAAA
Molecule: messenger RNA, 2062 nt
Organism: Myripristis murdjan (pinecone soldierfish)
Lineage: Eukaryota; Metazoa; Chordata; Actinopteri; Holocentriformes; Holocentridae
Gene: kyat1
Product: kynurenine aminotransferase 1
Exons: 12
Coding region: 258-1667 (469 amino acids)
Biological process (GO): biosynthetic process
Cellular component (GO): cytoplasm; mitochondrion
Molecular function (GO): L-kynurenine:2-oxoglutarate transaminase activity; pyridoxal phosphate binding
Source: RefSeq, a predicted model, not a curated record